Messenger RNA from Plasmodium cynomolgi strain B, 2109 nucleotides. RefSeq names its product aspartyl protease. Lineage: Eukaryota; Apicomplexa; Aconoidasida; Haemosporida; Plasmodiidae. Gene Ontology annotation, biological process: proteolysis. The record is from RefSeq and is a predicted model, not a curated record. Gene Ontology annotation, molecular function: aspartic-type endopeptidase activity. The transcript has 9 exons. Bases 1 to 2109 code for a protein of 702 amino acids.
AUGAAUAUUUUCGAGGAGCACCCCAUACAAGGUAGUUGUGUACGGCCUAGUGCCACCUCCAGAUUCGCAACUGACCUAACAUGGGAGGAAGAGACGAACUUGGAUAUGCCUACGUGUGACGCGUGCGACGUUUGUUCUAUGUGCAUACAUGAGAAGGGAUCGUCUGAGAACAUAAUCCCCAUGGUGGCCAUCCCCAGCAAGCGCAAAUAUCUCCAAGACAAAAUUGGCAAAAUAAAAUCAGAGCUUCUAAAAAAUUUACCUGAACAGAAAUUGAAGAAAAAAAAGAAAAAAGGAUGUUACAGUUUUUUUGAAGGGGAAGACGAAGCCCAGGGGGAGGGGGAGGAGGAGAUGAUGAUGAUGAAGAAGAAAAGGAAGAGGAAGGAGAAGGAGGAGGAUGAGGAGGAUGAGGAGGAAGAUUCCCCUUCCGACCAGGCGAUAGACAACCAGAUUUUCCAUCAUAACAAAGGAAACCAUUACGGGGGGGAAGACAAGCACCACGAUGAGUUUCCAAAUUGCGUCACUUCGGACUGUCACAUGAGUAACGGUGCUUCUGGACAUCCUGAUUCCCUUGCGCACUUUAUGGAUGGCUCGGGGGAGAAGGCCCAGGCACGGUGGAGCAGUUGGAGCAGCGCGUUUAAAAAGAAGGAGGUUUUGUCCUCUACCGACAAAGUGACCCUACCCCUGCAGCAGUUGCAAGACAGCCAAUACGUCGGGUACAUCCAAAUAGGCAGCCCGCCGCAAACAAUCAGACCCAUUUUUGACACCGGGAGCACGAACAUCUGGGUCGUCAGCACCAAGUGCAAGGAUGACACAUGUCUGAAGGUGCACCGGUACAACUACAAGUUGUCUCGGAGCUUCCGCUACUACAAGCCGCUCACGAAUCUGGACAUCAUGUUCGGCACGGGAAUAAUCCAAGGCGUGAUCGGCGUGGAAAACUUCCGCAUAGGGCCCUUCAAGGUGUUCAACCAACCCUUCGGACUCGUAAAAAGCGAGAAAAGGAGCGAAGCAAAAUCAAACGUCUUUGAGAGAAUCAACUUCGAAGGAAUAGUCGGACUGGCAUUCCCAGCAAUGCUAUCCACAGGAAAGACAACCAUCUAUGAAAACCUAAUGAACACGUAUAAAUUCAGCCAUAACGAGUUCUCUAUAUAUAUAGGAAAGGAUAAUAAACACUCAGCUUUAAUUUUCGGAGGAGUGGAGAGACGCUUUUUCGAAGGAGACAUUUAUAUGUUCCCAGUGGUGAGAGAAUACUACUGGGAAAUAGAAUUUGAUGGACUGUACAUCGAUCACCAGAAAUUUUGUUGCGACUCCAGUUCCAUUGUUUACAACUUGAGAAAGAAAAAAAAAAAAUGGAAAGUACAAAGAAAUUCCUUUGCGAGGAAAUACUUGAAAAAAAAAACUCACUUGAUGGACAUGUCGAGGGCUUGGCACCACCGUCGGGAAGGCGCACAAGUGGACUCAGAGGAAGAGGAGGAAGACCCAUCGGGGGAAGAUCUCUCAGGGGAGUACCAACAUGGGGGAGACAAAAAUGGAGGGCAUUCCACCAGGGGCGAAGUGAACCUGUAUGGUGCUCACCCGGAAAAAAGGCACCGUAAAGGGGCACACCGUCGACGGCGCAGACGACACAGGUGGAGAAGACACCUCCGCAGAGUCAACCGGAGGGGCAAGGACAAGAAAUUAAAGAAAAACAAAAACUACCUCAUUUUCGAUUCUGGGACCUCCUACAAUAGUGUCCCUAAGUCGGAGAUCGAGUACUUCUUCAAGGUCGUCCCACCGAAGAAAUGUGACGACAGCAACAUAGACGAAGUAGUGACGAGUUACCCCAACCUGACCUACGUCAUUAACAACAUGCCCUUCACGCUGACGCCGGCGCAGUACCUGGUCCGGAAGUCCGACAUGUGCAAGCCGGCGUUCAUGGAAAUCGAAGUUUCGCCUGAAUAUGGCCACGCGUACAUUUUGGGGAAUGCGACCUUCAUGCGAUACUACUACACCGUUUACAGGCGCGGAGAUGGGCACAAGAGCUCCUACGUGGGCAUUGCCAAGGCAGUGCACGCGGAAGACAAUGAGGAGUAUCUGACCGCCCUGCAGAGAAAGAUGAACCAAAUGGGGUAG